Molecule: messenger RNA, 1066 nt
Organism: Folsomia candida
Lineage: Eukaryota; Metazoa; Arthropoda; Collembola; Entomobryomorpha; Isotomidae
Exons: 2
Coding region: 77-946 (289 amino acids)
Biological process (GO): carbohydrate metabolic process
Molecular function (GO): hydrolase activity, hydrolyzing O-glycosyl compounds
Source: RefSeq, a predicted model, not a curated record
UAAAAAAUCUAGAAUUAAUCUCACAUUCAGUAAAAAAAACUCCAGAAUCCUGCACAUUCAUCCAUCCUGCUUCGAGAUGGCAAAUCUUUGCCUAAUUUUUGGCCUCGUGUCUACCUUUUGCUACGCUAAUGCCCAAUUUACGGAGAAUUGGGCAGGCUCGUCAUCCCAAACUUUCGUUACGUAUGGGACCCAUGGCACUCCCCAAUCCGGUUUCGCCGACCCUGACGCCCUUGACGGUCGAUCGCUUCGGUUCACUUUAAACCCCAACCCUCCCGCCGGCGUUGGUGGCGCCCCUGCGGCCGAAACUUUCGGCCGCUACAAGUACGGAACUUACUGGACCCGAGCUAAAGCCGCGAACUGCUCCAACCAACCGUUGUCCGGCGUCGUUUCUGGAAUCUUCACCUACUUCAAUGAUCAAGGUGACCGGAACGGAAACGGGAUUCCUGACAAUUCUGAGAUAGAUUUCGAAUGGCUUUGUGCCGCCCCGGAGGUCGUGCAUCUCUCGAUCUGGACCGACUAUCAGGAAACAGAUCCACCAAAUAUUCGCGUCGUUUACAGAACGAUUGACCUCUCGACCGGGCGUGUGCUGAUGGACUGUUAUCGCGAAAGGUUUGGGGAAUGUAGACUUCUUAGCGCGCCGGAACGACAGCCGUCGCAAGUCACCCCGAUUUCAGGGUAUGAUUCAUCCACGGAAUAUUUCUGGUACGGGUUGGAAUUUGCGGCGGAUCGGGUACACUUCAUGAUGCGGGGAAGGAAUGGUGAGACUAUUACGCUGUGGGAUUAUCGAGGACCGACGGCGAGAAUGCCGCAGGAUGAGAUGCACUUCAUGCACAAUGUUUGGCACACGAAUAACUGGUGGCCGGAGGGGGAUGACGGGACGAUGAUUGAAGCGCCGAGGUCACCGGUCUAUAUGUAUGUCGAUUCUAGUAGUUUCACACCGGCAUAAAUGGAACGGAAUUCUAAUUUGGAAAACAAUAUGAUUUGAUUUUAUUGAAAGCCUAAAAACUGCCCUGAAUGAAAUCGGAGUUAAUCAAUUGGUCAAUAAAAAAUCUAUUACAUAAUUUUA